AUGAAACAAUAUAAGAGGAAAGGAAACAGCUGCCUAUCUAUGAGUUUAAAGACCAGAUAGUAGAUAUUAUUAAGAACAAUCUUACUUUAGUUUUGUGUGAUCACUGGUGAGACUGGCUCUGGGAAGUCCACCUAGAUUGCUCAGUUUAUAAUUGACUCGCUUUCAGUUGCUGACUUCAAGACAUAUGCUCAUGAAGACAUUCAAAAGAUGCUGGAUGCUCAGAUCAACUUGCCAAAUGAGGACUCACAAGUAAAGAUAAAAGCAGACAGAUUAAGAGUGGUAGUGACUCAACCUAGAAGAGUAGCUGCAAUUCAAAUGGCUAAGAGAGUUUCCACAGAGAGAGGGGCACGGUUAGGCAGAGAAGUGGGCUACUCCAUCCGUUUUGAUGACUUCACAGACCCAAAUGGGCUAACUCAGAUAAAGUAUGUAACUGAUGGUAUCCUGGUUAGAGAAUGCCUGAUUGACCCUGACUUGAAAGACUACCAAGUAGUUAUUCUCGAUGAGGCUCAUGAGCGCAGUUUAAACACAGAUAUCUUGUUCGCUUUGGUGAAGCAAGCAGUACUCAGGCGUUAAGGCACUUUAAGGCUAGUUGUUACCUCAGCUACCCUCAAAACUGAUCAAAUAGCUAGGUAUUACUUUGGAAAACCUCAUGCUCUACAGCAAGAAAAUGGCAGCACUGGAUGUCCUGUGCUAUCAGUAAGUGGUAGAUGCUACCCUGUGAGUAUACUGCAUUAAGAUAGUUCAAAGGAGCAAAGAGUAGACAAUUCCGUGCAGAUAGCAAUUAGAGUGCAUUUGAAUGAACCAGCUGGAGAUAUACUUGUGUUCUUAACUGGAUUCGAGGAAUGCGAAGCUGCUUCCAAAAAGUGCUUUGAUAUCCUCUCUGAUAUUGCUCAAAAGAAAUAAGUGCCUCCAAUGAUGAUUGUCCCAUUGUAUGGUACAUAAACAGCAGAGUAGUAAGCAAAUGCCUUUUUAAAGACUCCAGAAAACUGCAGGAAGAUUAUAUUCGCGACAAACAUCGCUGAAACAUCGUUAACAGUAGCAAAUAUUGGUUAUGUAAUAGACUCAGGAUUCGUUAAGUAAAAGAUUUAUAAUUCCCAGACUGGAAUGGAAUCAUUGCAGAUAGUGCCUAUUAGUAAAGUGCAAGCUAUUUAGAGAGCAGGUCGAGCUGGGCGAACAAGAGAGGGUAAGUGUGUAAGAUUGUACGCAGAGAAGUUCUACUAAGAACAGAUGCCUGACUCCACAGUUCCUGAAAUCAAAAGAGUCAACUUAACCAGCACUGUGCUGACUCUGAAAAGUAUGGGUAUUCAGGAUGUAAUCAAGUUCGAUUAUCUAGACUCUCCUGACAAGGACACGAUUGAACAUGCUCUCAAAACUCUUUACUAUUUGGAAGCAAUAGAAAAAACAGGAGAGUUAACUUCACUCGGAUUAGAACUCUCUAAGUUCCCUCUUGAACCGACUUAUACUAAAGCUUUACUUUGCUAUCAACACAUAAAAAAGAGUAAGUCACUAGAGGACAUGCUUAUACUUGUAUCGAUUUUAUCUGCUGAAAAUGUUUGGGUAGGCGUCAGUAAAAACGAUGAGUAGAAGUAAUAAAGGUUAGAAGAGGUGCGUAAAAGAUUCUCUGACACUAAAAGUGAUCAUAUGAGUUUAGUAAAUAUAUUUGAGGAAUGGGAGAAUCAGCCUAGGUACAGGCAAGAUGAAUGGUGCUUUAAGAACUUCAUUCAGGCAAGGGCUCUAAAGCAGGCCAAAAAUAUAAAAGAUCAGCUAAAAGAUUACCUUAGACAAGUCAAUUGGGAUAAGAUUCAGAGGUAAUUCGAUAGAAAUUAGAAUAGCAGAGGUAAUGAUAGUGGCAGAGUUACUGGUGAAGAGAGAUCUAAAUUACUGAGAAAAGCUUUAUGCUCUGGUUUUUAUAUGAAUACCUCAAGAAGAGUGCCUCACAACAUCAAAGAAGGCAGCUACUUGACAGUAAACGAAGGACUGAUGGUGAGGGUAGAUAGAUAAUCAAUAUUUCAAGUUGCAAGUUACUACCCUGAUUGGGUCAUCUACUCAGAGAUUACUUCAAGCACUGGUGGUAGUGCAGGCAUGAUGAGAUUGGUAAGCGAGAUUAAAAUGGAUUGGGUCUAAGAUAAGAUACCAUUACUUAAAGAGAUCGAUGUCCGAAGUCUAUGCGGAUUUAUAGAGGAAAAGCCUAGCUCAAACUUAGGAAAGAGAACUAAUCAAGAAAGAGACUAAGAUGGCUAGCCUUAAGAGGAAGAAAAGUAGUAGGAAAAAUCCAAAGAAGAUAAAAUCAGAGAGCUGAAGGAAAGAUAUGCCAAAAGAUAAAAGGUUACCAAAAAGUGA
Molecule: messenger RNA, 2340 nt
Organism: Stylonychia lemnae
Lineage: Eukaryota; Ciliophora; Spirotrichea; Sporadotrichida; Oxytrichidae
Source: the annotation of a GenBank genome assembly